CACUGGUUAAUGUGCCGCAUAUAAAAACGCGCUUGCUUGCUGUUGACAGUUGUUUUGUUAAGAUUGCAGUUUUAAGACUUUAUUAUGAGUGAGGAUACCGUACCACAAUUCGAGCUUGGUGAUGCACUCGCCAUGCGCUGCGGCAACACACUUACCGGAAGAUUUGUGCCAGGCGGCUCCAAAAUAGCACUGAGCGCUUACCGGCCGGUUAAAUGGAGUACACGUGACGCACCAAGCGAAACGGCUGGCGAGGGGGCGGUGCUGAUUUACAUGGCUCAGGAGACGACGCUCUACACGGAGCCGCUGCUUCGCAGUUUGCUGGCUGAGACAAAUGCCACAUUUGCAACGCUUCAAGCGCUUGGCCAGGGCUCAAAGGGAGGUCCAAAAAAGACAAUAGAAUACAUAAAAAUUUCGCGAACGUAUCGGAGCGUAAUUCGUUGCUGCCUAGAGAAACUGGAGCAAGCAAAGAAAUUGCCUGAAGUUCAAGAGAAUGAGUCUAGGGAACAACGCUAUACGGACGCCAUCAUGUCCUUUUAUGCCAUCGAGUGUCUGUGGCAUCUGUUCGAGAUACUUUACAUGCAACAGCAGCAUAGCCAACUGAUUGUCCCCCAACUAUUGGAAUGGACGCGCUUUCAUUAUCCCAAUACAGAAGAUCAUGCCACUGAUUUGUUGCUCAUGGCCGAGGAGGCCAGCGAGUGCGAUAGCUAUUGGGAUACAUUGAAAACGCUUAUAAUGCUCGGCCAACUAGAUGUAACACGUGCCAUACUCUCGCAGAAUCGCAAAUCUAACCAGCCCGCCUUCCAAACAGCUGAACAGGUGCUUAAAACUAUGCCGGUUUAUACAGAUGGCUAUGCAUUGCAAAAGUUUUGCUCCCAGUGGGAGUACUGGCAUGUUGAUUUGGAGCGAAAAUUGACUGCACAUGUAUUCGCCAGCGAGCCGCAGCUAGAACUGAUAAUGCACCUCGUUUCGGGCAGUAACGAGCAUUGGGAUGCGGCACUGCUCAAGUCGCAGGACUGGUAUGAAUUUUUGCCCGGCUAUCUGCUCUACACGAGGCCCGCAUGCAAGCCCUUUGAGCUGCGCAUAGCGGCCAGUAAUUGGCUUAACCGCUGGCUAGGGCUACGACCCGACUGGGAGAUGACACAAAUGAGUCGCAUGGUUAUGCAGCUGAUGGAGCACGAUGUCAAGCUCUUCAUCUACGAUACGCAAAAGCUCAACGACAGCCAUUUGUUUGCCACACAUCUUAUCGAUUUGAUCUACCACACGGGCCAGCUCAAGGCUUAUUUCGACCAACAGAAUGUCGACCUCUCCGCGUUGCGAAACUCGAUGAUCUUUGAGUACGGCAGCUUUUUAAUGACCUCGCACAAUCUCUGGCAGUUGGGCAUUGAUUAUUUAGACUGUUGCAAACAAGAGGGCAUUGCUGCCAUUGAGUUGCUGCUGCCACGCAUUCCACUAAAGAGCGAGCGCCAAGCCUUCAAGAUUAUAGCAAUGGCCAAGGAACGCGGCCUGGUCAACGUCGAGCAGGAUAUCUGUAAAGUGCUAUCGAAGCGCGCGUAUUCCGAUCAGCGAUAUGGCAGCGCACUGGAAUGGGCCGUUCGCUCUAAGGAUGUGUUAUUAGUCACAGCCGUAGCCGACUUUAUACUGAAGCACUAUUCUAGUACGGGCGUUAUGCUGUGUCCGGAUGUUAUAACGAGUAUUGGGGCGCGCAUGUUUGUCUCGCCCCGUUUGGUAUUUCUGUCCAAGUAUUUUGAGUUCUAUGAGUUUUACCGCCAACGCGACUUUCUUUCCGGUGCCGAGCUGCUCAUCAACCUGCUCGCUUCGAAAAUCACGCCUGAUUAUUUUUGGCCCUCGCUGCUCAUUGAUGCCUUGCCGCUGCUGGAGUCUGAAGAUCCAAAGAUCUUCUGCAAGGAAACUAUUGCUAUAUUACAGCAUCUCGAAAUGGAGCUAGUGCCUUUAAUAGAGCGCAACAAACUAAACACUGCCAAGUUUAAUAAUCAAACAUCUAAGACCGUGUUCCAGGACUACCGCGUAGAGAAUGUUGAGGAGAUACUGGAUCUGAUGCGUUUGGCAUGUGCCCGAAAUCUGUCCAGAGCUAUGAUUAUUGAGAAUACAGCACCCGCAACGUGAUUUUUAAGCAAACUUCUUUUGUAGUUUAAUUUAUUUUAUAUUUUCGCUUUUAAAUACAUCGUAAUCGUAAUUUGUUGUAAA
This is a messenger RNA of Drosophila virilis, 2205 nucleotides long. RefSeq names its product nuclear pore complex protein Nup75 (gene Nup75). The record is from RefSeq and is a predicted model, not a curated record. Lineage: Eukaryota; Metazoa; Arthropoda; Insecta; Diptera; Drosophilidae. Gene Ontology annotation, molecular function: structural constituent of nuclear pore. Gene Ontology annotation, biological process: mRNA export from nucleus; positive regulation of DNA-templated transcription; protein import into nucleus. Gene Ontology annotation, cellular component: nuclear pore outer ring.